AUGCCUCCCAUUCUACGCAUCUUGGUUCGCAGUAUUCGAAGGGCUACUGUGAUUUGCAGGCUGCGCCUCUUACCCUGGCUUUCAGAAAAGUGUCCGUCAAAGUCUCCGGAGGUCAAUCACUCGACCGAGGGCGACGGAUUUGACCACGAUACACGAGAUGACUCUAAUCAGGAAUGGACAGCACAUGGAAGCAUCAAACUAUCUUAUCAGAAGGGCCGCUCCCUGGUCUCGAAGUUUUGGUCCCCGAACCCCGAUGCUAUCUUUCUGAGUAUCAGCACAAUGGAAUCUGGAGACUAG
Messenger RNA from Aspergillus clavatus NRRL 1, 297 nucleotides. RefSeq lists its product as uncharacterized. NCBI's taxonomy places the organism in Eukaryota, Fungi, Ascomycota, Eurotiomycetes, Eurotiales, Aspergillaceae. The transcript is spliced from 3 exons. The record is from RefSeq and is a predicted model, not a curated record. The coding region runs from base 1 to 297 and encodes 98 amino acids.